Messenger RNA from Symbiodinium sp. CCMP2456, 582 nucleotides. The record is from the annotation of a GenBank genome assembly. NCBI's taxonomy places the organism in Eukaryota, Dinophyceae, Suessiales, Symbiodiniaceae.
GUUCUCAUGCUGGCUUGCGAGGCCUACGGCCCUCGCAACUUUGUGGCCUUGAUCCACUUCGGGGCUAAUGUACUCUGGCAGUUCCUGACCCUCAACGCAACGAUCGAGGAGGUUUUCAGGACCGUGGAUGUGAUCACCAUCAUGCCGCUUCUUUUCAGCGGCCUUCACGACAUUGCACCAGCGGAGCAGCACCUGCAAAUCCAAGUGAUGGGCAUCUCCACCUUUGUUCUGGCAUCUCUGGCAACAGUCUUCAUGCGGCAGUACAACUUACUGACGCAGGGGUUCGGCCUUGUGGCGUUUCUGUUCUGUUUCGUUCCGGCGCAGCGCGCGCUGGACCGAGCCUGCCAAGAAGCAGGGCAGAAGGCCUUGCUGCUGUUCCUCAUCUAUGCGCUCCUUUUCGUCCUACAUCUUUGGGGCGAUUCAAAGGCAAUCCCUGGCAUGAUGAACUUGACCGAGGACCUCCGUCGGAAGCAUGCGGGAACCACACUCGGAUUCCUGCUGAGUUUGGCAAAUCUCUACGACGUCGGGCACUGGUUCUGCGUUGCCUCGUACUUUGCGAUGGCGCCCUGCCGUCUAGUGUAG